Messenger RNA from Acanthosepion pharaonis, 474 nucleotides. The record is from the annotation of a GenBank genome assembly. NCBI's taxonomy places the organism in Eukaryota, Metazoa, Mollusca, Cephalopoda, Sepiida, Sepiidae.
AUGAUCGCCUGCAACAUUUGUCUUCUCUUUUUCUACCUCUUUGCUUUGCGGGCGCUUCUAUUGUUCUCCAUUCUCCUCUAUUUCUCUUUUCCCACUUAUCCUUCUUUAAUUCGCGACUUUCUUUACUUUCUUCUUUUAUACAUUUUUCUUCUUCCAUUCCCUUCAUUAAUUUUUAUUUUCUUAUCACCUUUCUUUCCUUCUUUCUUUCUUUCUUUCUUUCUUUCUUUCUUUCUUUCAUUCUCUGUUUCUUUUCUUCGUAAUUUUUUGUUUUUUUUCUUUCUUGCAUUUAUUUGUUCUUUCUAUCUUUAUUUUUCUUUACCUUUCUUUCUUUCUUUCUUUCUUUCUUUUUUUUACCGCAUCUCAUUCUUUAUUUAUUUUGUGAUUUUUUGUUCUUUUUUCUUUCGUGCAGUUAUUUGUUCUUUCUUUAAUUACUGCAUUCAUUCAUCUUUCCUCCUUUCGUUUUUUCAACCGUAA